AUGGCGUCCAAGCCGAAGAAGCCUUCUCUUACUCCAGGCGUUUUGAUACAGCAACCGAACGGUGGCCUGCCUCGGUGGGAUGAAGCUCAGAUUCAGCAGGAAAAUUGGGGCGGCAGCCUCGGCCUGCCGGUGCGAAAGUCAGGCGCCGUGGUGGAGCUCCGCAGCACGGAAGGAAAAAUUGUCGUGACACCCGAUGAGGCACAGUACAGCACGUUCAGGGAAUGUAUCGUAUCCUUCGUCAGCAGCACCAAGGGCUGCACUUCGACAGAUCUCGCCGUGGAGUGGAAGCGCCCAGUGAAUAUUUUUGCUCCAUUCCNCUUCGUCAGCAGCACCAAGGGCUGCACUUCGACAGAUCUCGCCGUGGAGUGGAAGCGCCCAGUGAAUAUUUUUGCUCCAUUCCGCCCAAUGGUGCACCGAAACAUGUCACCCUUCCUUUCGCCGUACAGCAAGGGCGAUGAGCGGACACUCUUCGACGCCAGGGCAGAGGAGGAGGCGGUGAAGUCUGUCGCAGUACCAAGUGGAAAGAAGGGUGAUACCAAAGCGGUAGCCCCUCCUCUUCCACUGCACGUGCAGUUCCCAGAGAUUGUGCGUGUGUUGGAGCCGCAGGCACUUGAGGGUGCGUCGAGUAAGUGGGAAGGUCUUGGGGAUGAACGGGUGGUGGAGCAGUAUCGAGAGCUGCAAUCACUCAUGCAGGCCUACGACCCUAAACUAGAGCUUGGCUGCGCGGAAACACCUGUGGAAGCGUGCGAGUCGGGGUACAGUACUGCGCUGCGACAUAGGCUCAAUGAGGUAGAUGAGAUGUCGAAGAUGUCAGAGCCGCCACCAUUUGUCAUGGAUGCCUUCAACAGUGCCAUCAAGUUCAUUGAGUACGCUCAGACCUCCAUAAAGAAUGGUGAAUAUCUGUGGGAGUUAGUGUAUCCGCACGCUCCUGGUACUUGUCAUCCCGUGUACAACCCAUACGGGAAGUACGCUGUACGUCUCUUUAUUGACGGGGCUUUCCGCAGAGUCACCAUUGAUGAUUACUUGCCUGUGGACGCGCUGGGACGGCCAUUUCUUACCAUUACAUCACAAAAAGAGAUUUGGCCAGCGCUUCUGGCCAAAGCAAUUUUUGUGGCGUUGGGCCCAAGUCGUCAAGCUCUCUUCAGUGACCCUGAAACAAUCAUCUCGUGUCUGCGGGGUGAGUGGAUUCCUCAGCAUGUCGACCCACGACUACACCCCGCUACGGCAUGUGCUCUCCUGCUCGCGUACCGCAAGGAUUUACCGAACAGUGACACCCAUACGACGCACUUCUCAGCAUCCACCGCGGAGGACACGGCAUCUGCUGAAGUUCCAGAAGCACAUCUAUCACUAAAUCAGCAAGGCAGUGAUGAUGCCAAUGGGGAGGUGAAGGCUGGGGACACUACAUCAGGUUGCAGUCAAGAAAUUCCCCAGAUUGAAGAGGGCGUGCAAAAUGUUUCACCACCUCCCGUUAUUUGCGCUGUAUCUGCCAUGACAGCCGGCCGACGGAAACUGUUCGUCAUACAAGAAAUUGUCUUUUUUCGCAGCACACUGGCGCUGCGUAUCUCGACAAACCCUCCAAACACUAUCAUCAUGUCAAAGGAGCUGACGCCUCAGAGUGAGGACGAGGCUGUGAGGGAAUUACUUCGCUUUUCUCAUCACGCUGAGAUGGAACGGGCAUGCCAUGGGUCUGUACCAUCGCAGCCGUCGUUGUGGGUUACUUUUGAAGAGUUGUCAGCGCAUCUGGACCUUGUGGUAUGGCGAUCACUGGGGAGUGGAAGCCCUUUCCGGUUUUGCAACCGGCUGGUUGGGGCAGAUGAUGGAUCCUCCACGUUUGCGGGUCCACGGAAGAAGGCCAUGGCCUCGGCGACGAGCGCGGCACCGAUUAGUUCAGUGAAACGAAAUACUGUGCGUUGGAUUCAUAUGACCUCCGACAAGGCAGAACAGCUUGCCCUUGUGAGCUUUCCAGCUCCUUCACACCCUGUGGCUGGAGUGACUACAACACGAAGCCGCCCACCGUCCGUGCUAUCAGCGAGUCGGCCACUCUCCGGUAAAUCGGCAAGUCCGUCAAUAGACAGCAGACUGCUGCGCGAGGAAAUAAAGGAGGUUCGCCUCGAUUUGUAUACAUGGAAUCGUGGUGACGUGUUUAGUCGUGCCUCCACCUUCAUGUACGAAAAUGGCAAGCAGCAGUGCAUGGUGCACACGUUGCCCAGUGGUUCGCAUAUCUUUCGCUUGACAGCUGUGGGCCUUGAGCCGCAGCAAGCACUCAUUCUGUUCGCAACACAAGAAUUUGUCAUGGGUGACGAGAAGGACAUAUUACGAUCUGCGAAUAUCUUCAAAAUGAGCGAUGCAGGAAUUUACCCCGAGUUAGAGCGACCAAAUGAUGAAGUGGUAUGGUUCAAGCGACGUAUUACAGUGAAAGAGCCAACAGAAAUCUCGUUUGUUGUAUCUACGCGUGAUCCUAGCGAGGAUCCUGCCGCUCACCGAGACAUUCCUGCCAUACUUCAAAAGGAAACUAAAGGGACAAAAACACGCGCCUUUAAUACAAAGGCACCUCAGAAGGAAGUCAUGGAGGAGGUACCACAACGGGUUUACGACAUCCCAGCCAUACCUUACUGUCGAGUCUUACUUUUAGACCUUGACACAGGCGUUAUUCGCACUGGGGCCGUGGGCCGCCUCGUGCGCCAGCGACUGGAACCCAAUCACCAGGGUUUUCUUGUGAUGGCGUACGCCUUCAUAGAUGCGGCGACAGCGGAAAUACUGAUGAAGACUGCUACGGUCACAAUGCUGGAGGGCGCAGCGCGGCCGGGUGACAGCCUUUCGUCCUCUAACCAGGAGGACAAGGACAACCCAGCAGCACAUGAGAAGCCUCCGCUGCUCUGUGGCAAAGGUCUCUGGAAGCUCACGAUAGCAGCAGACCGACCACUAGACUCAUACAAGUCAAUCCCACACAGCGUUUUUUCCUUUGCAGAAAAGGGACAGUUAAAGCGAGGCAGCCAGGCCCUGCUAUUUGCCUACUCCUGCACAGUAGUAGAGCAGACAGCUUUCACCCUAUUGCUUGACCUUGAUGCACGUGACCCCAUCCCAUUCUAUGUUAGAGUGAUGCGCAGUGGAGUGGAGGCACCACCUGUGUAUGUUUCAGAAACCUGUACUAACCACCUCUUUAUUUCGCAUGGAACGCUUGAAUCGGGUGAAAAGACGCGGAGCGCCACAUAUAUCAUUGAGGCGUGCCUGGACGAGGCUAAAGUCCAGGAGUGGGAGGAACGACGCCGAUUGGCACAGGAGUUAAAGUUCCGUGCGCUUAGAGCUAACGCCGAGCAGAAGGCGAGUGAGAAGCGCCAACAGGAACUUGAGGAGCACAGCGCUGACCCGCGUGCCUUCGCUGAACGUCUGGAGCAACAGGCGGCCACGCAGGUGGACGUAGCCGCCAUUUCUACUUCCAGAGAAGUGUCAGCAGUGUCUACAAAGAAGGGGCGUGCCAAUGGGGAGAAGCGCAAGACAGUCAGCAACAUGAAUGCGGCGGAGCGUGCAGCCCACACGUCCCCAGGUGUCAUCACAGUGCCAAACCCUGCCACGCUCUUCCUUGACACCACAGACGAGGCACUGAUUGUUGACUUUGACCUGCGCUUGAGUUUUUCUGCGAAGGUGGAUGUCAAAAGUGGUGCUCCGCCGAAGGACCCUUUGGCGUGCCUGCGCGGCGCGUGGGUUCCACCGAUCGAUCAUAUCAGUGCCGAUCAAAUGUUAUCUUCCGCUCCACGUGCUGGUGGUACAAGAGGAAAACAGAGGGAAAUGACACCGUCAGCGGAGGAGUUGCUGCUUCUGGAUCAGGGCCGUAUGAGCAGGCAGCGCUUCCUCGAAAACCCACGCGGCAUUCUGCUGCCGUACCUGAUGCCUCAUGAAGAAGAAGGCGCUGCGCCUAGCAGGGAAAUUUCCCGCGCCGGUGUUGUCAAGGACGGGAUCAUUUCUCCGAUUUUUAUGCCACGUGUGGUAACAGAUAUCGAAGACGAACCGAAUUACUUGCAUGCGCCCAUCUUAAGUGAGUCGCAGUACCGUAUUCAGCUGCUCCCACUUCGUGCUACGGAGGUAUCGCCUCCUCUGCACCAGAGUCCUCCGAGCGCUUCCUCCGGAGGUCUCCAGCAGCGCGUCAGGUCCCCGAACGAUCGUUCCUCGCCCCGGCCUGGUACGUCGUCCCCAGCAGCGUUUUUGGCUCCCGGGGUGAUUGAGGAAGACCCGGACACCGCAGAGCUGAAGGCGUCGGUACAGGAACUCACGCAUCGACUCGUAGAGGAUCUUAAACAUGAACACGAGAAACGUGCCGAAAGCCGAGAAACCAUCAAGGAAAUUGUGCGCCACUACUGGGAACCUCGACGACCCGAAACUGCGUUGAUCUCCCUUCUUGGGGCGAGAGAGGACGAAUCCAGCAAGCGACGCAAGAGCCGUCUGAAGACAGCGAGCUGA
Trypanosoma grayi is the source of this 4455-nucleotide messenger RNA. RefSeq names its product calpain-like cysteine peptidase. NCBI's taxonomy places the organism in Eukaryota, Euglenozoa, Kinetoplastea, Trypanosomatida, Trypanosomatidae. The record is from RefSeq and is a predicted model, not a curated record. Gene Ontology annotation, biological process: proteolysis. Gene Ontology annotation, molecular function: calcium-dependent cysteine-type endopeptidase activity. Bases 1 to 4455 code for a protein of 1484 amino acids. The transcript has a single exon.